GAGAUGCAGGCUUCAGAUUACCCAUGCCGUCCGUAAAUAUAGCUGGUCUUUAUCUCUACACAGGUAUGCACCUUCAAGACAGAUUGUUCGUGCGUUAACCGUGUCGUGAACAACAGGAGUAUCGUGUCUGGCACAUAGUUUGGCUUGAUCGGCUCGAAGCUGACAUCCAAACUACACUGUGACGGUGCUCAUGUCGUCCUCCAGCCUAGAUGAGAAGGUUCCCCUCCUGGUUCAGUCUACUUCCAACUCCCCUAGGGGCGGAAGCAGGAGUUCGUAUGUCUUGGUCAUCCACGGAGGUGCUGGUACAAUGUCGAAAGACCGCUCGACGCCCGAAUUGCGAGCGAGAUACAAGGCAGCACUCAGUCACGCUUUGGAAGCCGGGUAUACGGUACUAAAGGAUGGUGGCGAAGCUAUGGAUGCUGCAGUUGCUGCUGUGUCCUCCAUGGAAGAUUGUCCACUCUUCAACUCAGGGAAGGGUGCAGUAUUUAAUGUAGACGGAAAGAACGAACUAGAGGCCUCAAUAAUGCUCUCCACACCACCUUCUAUCCACACCUAUAUCCCUCCCUCUCGUCGAGGCUUCGGUCUAACCCUACUUACCCACACGCGCAACCCAUCUCAACUUGCGCGCGCUUUAUACCUCUCCCCUACGGCAGCGCCUCAUAUUAUGCUCUCCGGCAGUGCAGUAGAGCAACUCGGUGAAGGCCUUGGAGUUGAGAUGGUCGAUGAAAGUUAUUUCUUUACUGAAGCCAGAUGGAGAGAACAUAGACGAGGUUUACGCCUGCCCGAGGAGCCUUUGCCGUAUCCCGGCGAUGACGGCAAACGUGAAGGAGUGAAACUGCCACUAGAUCAGUUACCUACAGGGACGGUAGGUGCUGUCGCUCUGGACAUCCGCGGAUGCAUAGCAACUGUAACCUCGACUGGCGGCCGUACGAAUAAGUUGGUGGGUCGGAUCGGUGAUACGCCGAGUGUGGGUUCAGGAUUCUGGGCAGAAGAAUGGCCUCUCAGGGGUAGAAUCAAGAGACUCUGGCGAACGAUGAGAGGAAAGAGUGAUAAAGUUGCUGUUGGAGUCAGUGGAACUGGUGACGGAGACUAUUUCAUUCGUUUGAACACCGCCUCAACUAUAGGUCGCCGAAUGAAAUACCUAGAUGAAUCUGUCGAGAAGGCAUCCAAACAUUGCGUGGAAGAGUUGCGCCGAGAUGGAGGUAUCGGAGGAGUCAUUGCAUUAGACAACAGAGGACACAUUGCUAUGCCUCUAAAUUGCUCUGGCAUGUACCGCGGGGUUAUCAGGGAAGAUGGUCGACCCAAGACAGCCAUUUUCGAUGACGACGAGUUGGACUGAACUUGGCUGGAUUGAUGUUGUGACGCUUCGUGCCACCGAUAUGUGCUCGUAGUGAUGCUUUGCAGGCAAUAAUCGUUGACUCGCUUAUCUUCCAUCUCUUUCAAGAGAUAACAGGUACUUUCGGCGCAAGAUUUGUAGAACGUGAAAGCGACUCUAAGCGAAUAGAUGCUGUGGAUAAUAACAUAGUAUAUUGCAACACAAAUCUAGUGAAAAAUACGAAUGCAGCCAGUGUUCUGUUGGUCAC
Somion occarium is the source of this 1583-nucleotide messenger RNA. The record is from the annotation of a GenBank genome assembly. Lineage: Eukaryota; Fungi; Basidiomycota; Agaricomycetes; Polyporales; Cerrenaceae.